CUCUCUCCUCCUGUUGUCUCCCCCGCCAGUCUGUCUACUCUGCUCAUCACGUCUGCUGAAGAGUUAGUGGAGCUGCUGUGAGACGCUGCAACCAUGGCUGCUACUGGAACUUUCCGUAUGGUGUCAGAGGAGGAGCAGGCCAUGAGGGCAAAGCUUGAGCAUUUGACAGUGAAGGAUCAUGGGCCGGUGUUUGGGCCUUGCCACAAACUUCCCGGACACACUGUGCAGAAGGCGAAGGAUGAGCUUUACGAGACGGACGACAGGCGGAUGUCCUCCCUGAAGGAACUGCGUGUGAUGAUUAAGGACAGAGCAGCAGAGGGAGACGACCUGGCCAAACUAGUGCUGGAGCGCUUUGGGGACAAACCGGACUCUCUGCUGCUGCGCUUCCUCAGAGCUCGCAAGUUUGACGUGGUCAGAGCCCAUGAGCUCAUGAAGGGUUAUGUGCGCUUCAGGAAGGAAUAUCCUGAGCUUUUUGAGAACAUGACUCCUGAGGCAGUCCGCAGUACCAUCGAAGCGGGUUACCCUGUGGUCCUGCCCAGCAGGGACAAGUACGGCCGUGUAGUCAUGCUCUUCAACAUCGAGAACUGGGACCUGGAGGAGAUCACAUUCGAUGAGAUCUUAAGAGCAUACUGCGUCAUCCUGGAGAAGUUGCUGGAGAAUGAAGAAACCCAGAUUAACGGCUUCGUCCUGAUUGAGAAUUUCAAAGGCUUCACCAUGCAGCACGCCUCAGGAAUCAAACCAGCUGAGCUCAAGAAGAUGGUGGACAUGCUGCAGGACUCUUUCCCUGCCCGUUUCAAAGCGGUCCAUGUCACCCACCAGCCGUGGUACUUCACCACUACAUACAACGUGGUCAAACCCUUCAUGAAGAGCAAACUGCUGGAGAGGGUGUUUGUUCAUGGCGACGAGCUGGACAACUACAUUAAAGAAUUUGAUGCCGAAAUCCUACCUUCGGAUUUUGAUGGAAAAGCGCCGGUCGCUGACUGCCAGGCCAUCGCCACCAAGCUUUUUGGCUCUGAAGACACUGCUCUUUGAGAGACAGUCCUCUCGUUUCAAACCCAAGCAUUAUAGUGCCGUCCACCCUAGAUGCUUCUCACUGAUCAGAACAGAUGUGUGUUCUCCUCUGAAGCUUAGGUUGACAUUUGUAUUAUUAUUCAGGAACUUCCUAUGAGCAAAUAAGGAGUAUCUAAUGUUAGGAGCAGGCGCUGGUUUGCAAAUGAGUAAUAUAUGUGACAUAAAUGGGAAAAAGAGGAUGUUUAGAUAUAACAGAGAGAAUAAGUGAUGGUUCUAUUUUACAGCGUUGACAUUACUUGUAACUUUAGGAGCAGAGGGAAAAUGAGGAUUUAAUGAUGUAGCCGACAUACUGUAUGAGACAGACUAUAGCUUGAGAUCUUCUCCUUAAAAAAUAAUUUCACAGUAUACAGAACAGCCUUGUGCCUACAUUCCUCGUAAGAUGAAAGAGAGCACGAGGGAACUUUAGAAGAUCAGAAGAAGGAAAACUGAUGGAUAUGUCUGCAUUUGAUAAUUGUAAUAGGAGCUGGAGCCACCUGGUGCAGUGCCAUGGAAACACUUCUUUGUAUCAGUACCACAAAGAUCCACAUUUCAGUUUGCAUUGGAUUGAAAAUGUUCAAUUAAAUAUUUUUUUUUGUCUGUG
This is a messenger RNA of Labrus bergylta (ballan wrasse), 1651 nucleotides long. It is a transcript of the gene rlbp1a, whose product is annotated as retinaldehyde binding protein 1a. The record is from RefSeq and is a predicted model, not a curated record. Lineage: Eukaryota; Metazoa; Chordata; Actinopteri; Labriformes; Labridae. Gene Ontology annotation, molecular function: phosphatidylinositol bisphosphate binding. Gene Ontology annotation, cellular component: membrane.